AUGAUGGAGUGGGAGGUGGACAUGGUCUUCCCAGGUGACUCACCUUUGCAGAAGAGUUUGGACAGCUUGGCGGAGAGCAUGUUCGACGAGACUUUGAAGAAACUCACCCUCUCCGUGCGCUUUCCCGUGGAAUAUCCUUUGAGCCCCCCAGAGGUGUGGCUCAGGCGUCCACGACUGCAACAUUCACCGGAUGCAGGUGCGGUGACCUUCGGUGGUCGCGUUUGCAACAGCUCGGGCCAAGUUUCGCUGUAA
This is a messenger RNA of Cladocopium goreaui, 252 nucleotides long. The record is from the annotation of a GenBank genome assembly. Lineage: Eukaryota; Dinophyceae; Suessiales; Symbiodiniaceae.